Grus americana (Whooping crane) is the source of this 5041-nucleotide messenger RNA. RefSeq names its product leucine rich repeat transmembrane neuronal 1 (gene LRRTM1). Lineage: Eukaryota; Metazoa; Chordata; Aves; Gruiformes; Gruidae. Bases 47 to 1612 code for a protein of 521 amino acids. Gene Ontology annotation, molecular function: protein binding. The transcript has a single exon. The record is from RefSeq and is a predicted model, not a curated record.
AAGAUUCAAUGGACAUUCUCAAGCAUAUUUGGAAAUAUUCUUGCUAAUGGAUUUCCUUCUUAUUGGUCUCUGUUUAAACUGGCUGCUGAGGAAGCCCCCGGGGUUGAUAUUGUGUACGCUGGGUAUCUUUUCUAAAAUGCUUCCAGCCGUGAAUAGUGGGUGUCCACAGCUCUGUCGGUGUGAGGGCAGGCUUUUGUACUGUGAAUCACUGAAUCUUACAGAGAUGCCUCGCAACCUGUCGGGCAUGAUGGGCUUGUCUCUGCGGUACAACAGCCUUUCAGAGCUGCAUGAUGGACAGUUCACAGGGUUAAUGCAGCUCACGUGGCUCUAUCUGGAUCACAAUCACAUUUGCUCAGUGGAGGGGAAUGCCUUUCAAAAAUUGCGGCGAGUUAAAGAGCUCACCCUGAGUUCCAACAAAAUAACCCAACUGCCCAACACCACUUUCCGACCCAUGCCAAACUUGCGCAGUGUGGAUUUAUCGUACAACAACCUCCAGUCUUUGGAGCCCGACCUGUUUCACGGGCUGAGAAAACUAACAACUUUGCACAUGCGGUCGAACGCCAUCAAGUUCGUGCCAGUGAGAAUUUUUCAGGACUGUCGCAGCCUGAAGUUUCUAGACAUAGGAUACAAUCAGUUAAAGAGCCUGGCUCGAAACUCUUUUGCAGGCUUGUUCAAACUCACUGAGCUGCACCUUGAGCACAAUGACUUGGUAAAGGUGAAUUUAGCCCAUUUUCCCAGGCUCAUCUCCCUGCACUCUCUCUGCUUGCGAAGGAAUAAAGUUACCAUCGUAGUAAACACUUUGGACUGGAUAUGGCAACUUGAGAAAAUGGAUCUCUCCGGCAACGAAAUCGAAUACAUCGAACCUCACGUUUUCGAAAGCGUACCUCACCUCAAAUCCCUGCAGCUGGACUCCAACCGGCUGACCUACAUCGACUCCCGAGUCCUCGACUCCUGGAAGUCCCUCACUAGCAUCAGCCUUUCUGCAAACGCCUGGGAUUGCAGCCGGAACGUCUGCGCCCUGGCCUCCUGGCUGAGCAACUUCAAGGGUCGCUACGACAGCAAUCUGCUCUGUGCCACCCCCGAGUACGCGCAGGGCGAGGAUGUUUUGGACGCGGUGUACGCUUUUCACUUGUGUGAAGAUGCGGCGGACCCCACGAGCGUUAACACCCUCUCCCCGGUAACCAACAACAGCGAGCAACCGUUCGGCUACGGAUCUGCCACCGCCACGUACGACGUGCAGGACAGCGAAGGGGACCGCACGACAUACGCCAUAACCGUGACCAUGCCCGGCGAGAACUCGGAGAACGCUGUUCAGAUUCAUAAGGUGGUGACGGGGACCAUGGCGCUGAUUUUUUCCUUCCUCAUCGUGGUUUUAGUGUUGUACGUCUCCUGGAAGUGCUUUCCAGCCAGCUUGAGGCAACUAAGACAGUGCUUUGUAACACAGCGCAGAAAGCAGAAGCAAAAACAGACCAUGCAUCAAAUGGCUGCCAUGUCAGCCCAGGAGUAUUACGUUGAUUACAAACCCAACCACAUUGAGGGAGCCCUGGUGAUCAUUAAUGAGUACGGAUCUUGUUCCUGUCACCAGCAGCCAGCGAGGGAAUGCGAGGUGUGAUUUUCCUUGGGGAUUUAAACAGUGCGCAACCAAAUAACGGCGUGCAGGCAGACAGUGGCACGGGGGGGGGGGUUGCUGUGCUUUGCUGGUGAUUUCUGACGCGCUCCUCUGCCGAAAUCGUUAAGAGGGGCUGUCUCAAAGACUCGAUAUUUUAGCUUUAUUGUGUCUUAAAAAUCUUCAGGACAGUCAAUCUUAAGAUUUCAUAUGCUAAUACUCCCUUUGAAGAUCUGUCAAUAUUCAGGAAUCUGAGAGUGUAAAAAGGUACCAAUUAUUGAUCUUUUGUAAACUAAGAAAACUGUUUAAAAUAAAAAAAAAAUAGCAUUUACAGUUUUUACAGACUGGUGUAUAUUACAUGAAUUGUUCCCUGUAUACAAGAUGCAACAGUUUAACCUCUUUUUCUCUUCGUCCUGAGUGUUGAAAAGAAAGUCUAGGAGCAAAGAAGCCACAUAAAAAUAGAAAGCUUAAAAUUAACCAGAUGGCUUCACGUUGUAAUUAGUACACAUUCACUUACAUCAUGUUGCUGAAGAUACGAAGCAUGUCACUGGAAUUUUAUUUUUGUUAAUGUGCUACCUGUACAACAAGGAGCCAGUGCACCUCAGAAAGGCUAAAGUUUUGACUGUGUCCCUGGGACGGGAUUUCUGAGGAUUACGAAGUACAGCUCACUUGUUACUUGCUGUAAGAUCCAUAAAAACUGCAUCAUAACCCCUAAAAGGAUUUUGUAUCAAAACCUGAUCGUAUUGCAAAGUCUCACUAAAAAGAAAAAGAAACAAAGCAACAAACCCCAAACAAGUGAAACACUGCCAAAAAAAGUGCUCGUCAUCGUUUUCUUUAAAAUAAAAAAGCCAAAAAAAUGUAAAUUUCAGGGCUUUUGCUAGCAUUUCCCACUUUUAUGUUUGUUUUGAGAUAUGCUAAGAGGAAAGAAACCCUUGCUCUGUGCACUGUGGUGCCGUGGUGAACGGAGGAGAGCAAAAGCUAUUCGGUUCUCCGUGGUGAAACCUCUGUGUGUUUCAAGAGUAAAACCUCAGCUGUAACACUGUCAGAGUAAGCCAGAGAGUUGUUAGAGCAUGCUCCUGGGUCCUAUAGUAAACCGCUAGCAAAGCCCAUCUCGUGUCCCUCCCUUUCACCACCAGCCUUCCCUAAUGACUCUAAAAUCUCUGCAGAGGCUGAAAGUACAGGAGCCCUCCUUACUUACGCCUGAUAAAUGGAACUGAUGGAUAUAAGCAGUGAUUUAAUAAUGUAGAAUCACCCAGCUGUUUCAUUUGACUGCCCUUAAAUAAAGGCUUCCUUUCCUUGGAUUUGGGAUUUUUCAUUCCAGUAUGUGAACAGCCUACUGAAUGAUUUUUUUCAACAACUCCUCUCAUACUAAUGAAGAGGAGGUAGUUUUAUAACAUCAGGCAGAGCAUCUUGAAAUUUUCUUCAUACAGCAUUACAUGCUAACAAAAUGUUACGGAUAAGGGAUUGGCUCACAUUUCUAUGCUUUGUACACAUUUCUCUAUCCUUAGGUUAGCACCAAUAGAGGAAAAAAGCAGAAAUCUAAGAUAUAUUUUAAUUUAACACAGGUUUUUUCUUCUUGAUAGCAUCAAAGUGCCACCUACUCCUAAAAGGUACAGCUACAGCAGACAGGAAGCAGAGAAUAGGCACAGCAUAAACCAUUCUUCUGCACAGUAGGUUUUAGCUAUUAAUUUUAAACAGAAAGAGUGAAUUUUUUUUUUUUUUUCCUGACUGACACUAUUUUUAAAGAGUCAGAACUUAUUUUCCUCUAUGUGGUAUAUCUCAGCCUGUUUAAUAUUAAAUAUGAUGAUAGCCUCUUAACCAAAAUUUUUAUUUAGUGAGACUAUAAUGUCAUCUGUGAAAGCCAUGAGACUAUGUAUAGGGAGAGGACUUUUUGUCUCCCUAAGAAAUUUAAUGACAAUCAACUGCUUUUUUUAUUAAAGCCACUGAAAAUUCACCCACAGCUUUGGAACAAGCUAGCUCUGUUAAAACUAGGCUUUUUUUUUUUUUUUUUUUCUCUUUAAAACAAUGCACAUUUCUGUUUCUGUGCCUCAAAUCCACAAGGGCCUGAUCCAUCCUGAAACCCCCAAGUGACCUGAGGGGUUCAGUGUCCAUGCAUGAACCUAAACAGUGAGGGCAGAGAGUAGGUAAGGAACCCCUCGUCUCUUUGGGUGCCUGAUCAGAUUUUUAAGAGAAAAUACUUUACGCCCCGCUAACUGAGGACCAAACCUGAUGCAUUUUCCCCAUUAAACCCUUGUCCGAAAUCAAUAGGGAAUUUAACCAUGAAAAAUUGGCUCUCUGACUUUGGAUUAUGUGAUAUGUUCCUCAAAUCAACAUGCAGCACUGCAGCCAGAAGGACUGGUUACAGCUAGUUGCCAGGAAGCUUCGGAAACCAAGCAAGAUUGUUAAAAUAUUGUCUGCAUACGGUAAAAAAAAAUUAAUGAAAUAUAUGCAUUAGCUUUAUUUCUAUAGUGCCCCCCUGUUGCUAUAAGGAAAAGUUUUAAUUCAGUCAUGGUUUUGCCCCUGUAAAUCUGAUGCAAGACUGAUACCGACAAACAAUCAUCCUGUGGUUGUAUUUCUAUGUAUUUUUAGCAUAUUUGUGGGUUGUAUUUUAAACACACUAGUGAUUGCACCCCUCUGGAAUUAUUCCUGCUGUUUAUUGGUGUUAGCAACCUCAAGCUACGUUUGCAAAGACGUGAGCAAUUCCGCCUUUGGAAUUUAUUCACCUCUGUGCUUCAUGCAUCUUGCAUUGACAGCUCAAGUAAACUGAACAGAACGUUUUUCUUUAAAGGUGCAGUGAUUUCCUAAGUGAGAGCUGAUUUCGGUAUUGCCUGUUGCCAUUUCUCCUGACGAGAGGUAAUGACCACCAAUGACUUGCCACCCUUAGCAGGAUGAUGGAUGGAUCCUCCAUAUAGAGCGGAGAACUUAUUCAACUUCAGAAAACGAUAUAUUUCAAAAUCUUCAUGCAGAAAUCUUUGCUAAGGGUAAUAUCUCCCAGAGACAACCUCCUAAUCAUCUCCGGAGGAUACCUGGAGAUCUGGAUACCCUCUGAAUAUCUACUGGUGGAAAGAGGGGUGGCACCGCUAUUACAUGGCACGAAGGUGCUCCACGAGGUGCCCACAUCUAUUCCCAAAGUUCACAUGAAAAAUAUAUGGGUUGUAAAGAAAUAAAGGAGCAAGUAUUUCAUUUCAAUCCAGCUAUUGUAAACCCAGUUAUUCAUCCUGCUCCAGGCUGCUUGCAUUGGUAUAUAUGAGAGUUAUUAUAUUUGGACUGCAUUUAUAGCAACUGCAGGGACAAAUUGUCCCUAUUCCUUUCUUCCAAAUUUCAUGUUCUCCAACUGUCCAGAGAUAUGUCAUUCCCUCUCUUUUGAUGCCCUUAUUCUGGCUUAUGAAAUGGCUCCAAAAAAAAAAAAAAAAAAAAAAAAGAUGCUUUUGGGGU